CUUUUCUUUUUUUCUUAUUUUUCCCAACACUUUUUUUUUUUUUUCCUAAUAUGACAGAACAAAUCACUACAGCUCCUGAAUCAACUGAAGCCACUUUUUGGUCUCGUGUAUCUGCAUUCCCUGUUGUUCAAGAUAGUCUUGGCAAAGUACAACAAAUUGCAAAUCAAACCUCCAUUAGUCGUUAUGCUCUUCAACAAGCUGAAAAUACUUUUACCAAGGCUAGUGAAAUGGCUACUCCUUAUACUGAACAAUAUAUCAAAAAAGCCGAUGCUCUUGGUUGUCGAUCUUUAGAUAUUCUUGAACAAAGAUUUCCUGUUGUUACUCAAUCUACUGAUGAACUUGUUCAAGCUGUCAGACAAUCUCCUCAACAACUUGUAUCCUCUGUUUCUACUCCUGUCAAUAAACAUAUGCUUACUGCUGCUGGAAAUAUUGAAACUCUUGUUGAUAAAUGGUUACCUCCAACCGAUAACAAUACAAAUGAACAACAACAAGAUGAACAAUUGGCUUUAGCACGAUUUUAUUAUUUAGCUAAUAAUGUUAAGGAUAGACUUCAUCAACGUUAUCAACAACAAAUUGAACAUAUUCCUCGUAGUAAAGAGGAAGUGGCUCGUUUGGCUGAAACAAAUCAAUACCUUCAAGAUACUGUGGCUCAUGUGAAAAAGAUCAAUCAUCAACUUCAAGAAUGGGUGACACAUUCUCGUCAAUUGGCUGAAAAUCGUGUACAAGGACUUCGUGAUAAUAUCAAAGGUGGAUUGGAAUCAACUCAAGCUAUGACAAACCAACGCAUUCAUGAUCUCACUGUGGAAUUAUUCAAUAGAUUAGAUGUUGCCUCUGAAUUCUUGAAGGACCGUUCUACCAAAUUACCUGACUUUGUACAAAAGAAUUUGGAACCUUUGGCUGGAUUUGCUGGUCAUGAAUACAAUAUCAUCCGUACCGAAGCUCUCAAAGAAGAUAUCGCUCCUCUCCAAAAGGCAACCAACAUCCUCCAAUUAUCUCAUGAUUAUAUUGUUCCCUUCCUUCAAUCUUCCGUUGGUGGCAUUCAAGAUCAAUUACACUACUAUACUGUUUAUGCUCAAUCUUCUAUUGGUCUCAAAUCUUCCCAUCCUUCUACUGAAAAUGUCAAUCCUACUGUGAAAGCUUAAAUAGUCUUUUUUUUAUAUAUUUACUUACAUCUUAUACUAUUAUAUUAUACUUUAUUUCUUUUUUUUUUUUAAUCUACUUUUAGUUCAUAUAUUAUUGCAUUGAAAACAAAAAAAAACAAUUCAAAUAUCCCUCCCCAUUCAAUACUUUUAUUUACUUUACGUUUUUUUUUAUAUUCAUAUCCUUUUCAUUCAUUAAAAUAAAACAAAACAAAUAAAUAUUUUUUAUCAAA
Messenger RNA from Halteromyces radiatus, 1372 nucleotides. RefSeq lists its product as uncharacterized. NCBI's taxonomy places the organism in Eukaryota, Fungi, Mucoromycota, Mucoromycetes, Mucorales, Cunninghamellaceae. The transcript is spliced from 2 exons. Gene Ontology annotation, biological process: lipid storage; positive regulation of triglyceride storage. The coding region runs from base 51 to 1142 and encodes 363 amino acids. Gene Ontology annotation, cellular component: cytosol; lipid droplet. The record is from RefSeq and is a predicted model, not a curated record.